AUCGCGCCCGGCGCGUUCACGACCCCUCAUGACGUCCCACAUCGUCAAGGUGGACAACACCGAUCCGCGCAUAAUCUAUCGCAAUAUCGAGCAGUUCGGUCCAUACCAUGGGCGCGGGUGGACGACCUUGAACGGCGCGAGCGAGGACGAGGCGAAACAGGGCGCGAUUUACAACAAUAGCUUGCAGGUGGCUGCAUUGGAGGAUAUCAGCUUGGAGUUCACCUUCUCAGGACUCAGCGUAGCGGUGUACGGGAGCAUCCGCCCGCCGACCGCGUCCUUCGCGCCGCUCACGACGUCCAAGUACAGUGUGAUCGGGUACGACUAUGCGGGCAUCCCCGCGAUGGCGCCGUAUGUGGCGAGCAAUGUCACCAGCCCAGUAAACAACGUGAACUUCUGGUCACAGAGCGGGAUGCCUAAUAAGACGUACACGCUCUGGGUCAACAUCACGUCCUCGACGGCGAACAUGCCUUAUUACUUGGACUAUAUCGCGAUCGAGGUCCCGGGGCCGGCCCCAUCUUCGUCUGCGUCUUCGACCUCGAGCUCGGCGACGUCGGGUACGUCCAGUGCUUCUGCCACAGCAACCACGUCAGAUACGUCCUCGUCGACAUCUACAGCCUCCGCGACAUCUGCGCCAGUAAACUCAGCAUUUGCACGCGGGUCUUCCGUCCCGAAAGGUGCCAUCAUUGGCGCGGCAAUAGGUGGGACCGCGGUGCUCCUGAUGCUGCUUAUCAGUCUGCUUCGCUGGUACAAGCGACGGCCAAAGCCUCCUCCCGAUUACGACUACGGCUCCGUCGCCCAGCAAGAUUCCCCGCCACAUAUCAUGCCGUUCGUGAACCCCACACAGGCCGCCGCAAUGGAGCAGACCGGGGAUCGCGGGCUGAUGUUCGUACCUGGGCUUCCCCCGAGCUCGCCGUCGUUCGGGUCGGGCCUGCAGUCGCCCGAUGUACUGCCGUCACAGAAGGCACUCGCAAUGGAGGCCGCGCGACGAGGGACGAUAGAUGGGCUUGGCACACCCGGUGCGGGGUCGUCGACGGCUGGCUCGGAUCGCAAGGACGGGGGCACGUUCCUGGGCAGCAGCAGUGGAAGUCGACCGCAUACGCCUGGGGCGGUGUCCGAGGCUGGGUCGAGUAGCGGACCGUCGAAUGCGAGCGCACCGGGGUACGUGCCACCACCACAGAGCGAGUUGAUGCGUGCAUUGGAGGACGACGAAUCCCCGCCGGCGUACACGCCAGCAUAGCUGGGGACAUGUUUUGGAUCGCAUAGGGCUCCUGUAUUGUGCUUGAGAUGAUUAUUAUGGUACCAUCGCAUCGCUGUUAUUUACUGGGUCGUCGAGGACGGGUUUACUUACCUGCUCAUUGGGGAAUGCGCCAUGUUAC
Messenger RNA from Trametes versicolor FP-101664 SS1, 1376 nucleotides. RefSeq lists its product as uncharacterized. The coding region runs from base 29 to 1237 and encodes 402 amino acids. The transcript has 5 exons. NCBI's taxonomy places the organism in Eukaryota, Fungi, Basidiomycota, Agaricomycetes, Polyporales, Polyporaceae. The record is from RefSeq and is a predicted model, not a curated record.